AUGCGGUCGUCGCUUAGGUUUCUUGGAGAAAAUAUUCGUCGAACUAUAGUUCAUUCACAUAAUGGUCAGUCAGUAGGGAAAACUGUCUAUUUAACCCACGUAAAGUGGGUCACUGGAAAACAUCAACUACAUGACUACUUUAGUCGUUAUGGACAUGUACGCAGUGUGAAUAUGUUCUUUGAUGCGGAAACGGGUUUGCAUCGAGGUUUCGCCUCUGUCACAUUUGAACACCCUGAGAGCGCCACAAAAGCAAUGCAACAUCGACCACAUGUGAUAGAUGGCGACAGGAUCGAUUUGGAGCCGUACAUACCAAUGUUGUCGAAAAAGAAGGACGUAAUGUUGUAG
This is a messenger RNA of Haemonchus placei, 345 nucleotides long. Lineage: Eukaryota; Metazoa; Nematoda; Chromadorea; Rhabditida; Trichostrongylidae. The record is from the annotation of a GenBank genome assembly.